CGACCCUUUUUUUCCUUUCAAUAAAAUCAUCUACCUUCUUAUUGGGGGCCACAGAAGAAGUAUCCCUAUGAGUUAUUGUACAUCACGCUAUACCUCAUUUAGCAAAGUCUUGCAUCAGCCUGCAGCGAGGCUGAGCCUUGGCCGAAUACACAAGAAUGCCUAAAAUCUCUCCUCUUUAUUUUCACGAUCAUAUCCGAAUCAUUUCCCAGACUAUCUCAAUAGUCAUAUCAUCUCCUCAUGGAUCCCUUCUCAGUAACGGUUGGUGCCAUAGCACUAGCCGAGACGGCGAACAAGCUUGCCAGUUCUCUCACAGACAGGUACAGUGCAUUCAGCUCAGCGCCUAAAGAGAUGCUUGAGAUAGCUAGCCAUGUUACAAUGUGCGCUGGCCUCGUCAAUGUUUUCGCUCAGAGCAUCGACGACAGAUCCGAGGACGACUUCCCAAAGUCGUUUCGACAAGAUGCCUCUUUUCUGGUCCUGCAAAAACCAGAUUAUGGAGACCGGCUCAAAUGGGCUUUCGGCAGCCACAGCCAAAAGAAAGUUGCGAAGCACCAAGAAAACUUAAAGCAGGCCCAACAUAUGAUCAUGUUUAUGACAACUUGCUGGCAAUUUAAAUUACCCUCGAAACCAAAACAGCCAUCAGUAGGAACGACAGGAUCUUCGAUUCCAAUGGGUAGCCUUCAAGGAGUAUUACAGCAUAUGCCCGUGCAAAUCAACAUGAAAGGUCCCGAGAGCGAGUCUCAGACCGUCACUUAUGAGGCAACUCUUACACUGAAACCAGUAGAGCAGCGUCCACAGAGAGAAGAAUAUGAGCUCGAGCACGCCAGGAAGAAGAUAGAAGUCUCAUCCCGAAGUUCCGAGACCACAAACCGAGCAAAACAAGCAUUAGAAAACAUGCGACGAAGCCCUUAUUUCUCCAUGCUACUGCUGCAACCGAAACUCGAGCGUGUAGUCCAAGAGAGGAAAUAUUACAGAGCUGAGCCAGCCAGUGAAGACGAGCGGGAGAAGAUGAAAAUGGAGGAGGAGAAGAGGAAGCAGGAAGCAGAGAUGGAACUAGAGAUGAAUUUUAGACCCAAGCCUCUGUCGAAAGAAGCAGCUUCUGAGGAUGUGGAAGAUAUCUUGUCACAGUGGUUCGACGAAGACCCGGAGCCAGACUACCUUGAUCAUGACCAUGACUCGUUGUCAGACCUCGAAGAAGUCACAUCAGAAGUCGACCCACCACCACUCUCGAAGGGAGGACUCAAGGUCGAGACUCCACUAAGACCAAGCUCGGCUCCCAUGCCUGAGCAUCCGAACUGGGAUUGGGCAUGCGAUGGCUGUGAAAGAAAGGUAAGUGCGCUGGGAUGACGGUUUGCGCAUGCUAAGUUAGUGUAGUUCUAUUACCAUGACAGACGGUUCAAGUGUCGGGAUUGCUCCAAUUUUGAUUUCUGUCCUGAUUGCUAUGGAGUUGAGUGGCAUCGACAUGAUAGUUCAAGGUUCGUUGAGCGUAGUCUUUAAUAGCACAGGCACACCUCAAGCCAAGGAUCAUUGUCCCAGAUUUCUCCGGACAUUUUCGCAGUUUUGUUUGCACAUCGCGUUUUCGUAGUUUUCACCUUGAUUAUUAGAAGUCCUUUACCUUAAGAAUUAACCUUCU
This is a messenger RNA of Mollisia scopiformis, 1630 nucleotides long. RefSeq lists its product as uncharacterized. Bases 238 to 1344 code for a protein of 368 amino acids. The record is from RefSeq and is a predicted model, not a curated record. The transcript has 3 exons. NCBI's taxonomy places the organism in Eukaryota, Fungi, Ascomycota, Leotiomycetes, Helotiales, Mollisiaceae.